This is a messenger RNA of Colius striatus (speckled mousebird), 8642 nucleotides long. Its product is annotated as protein bicaudal D homolog 1. The transcript has 9 exons. The coding region runs from base 53 to 3022 and encodes 989 amino acids. Gene Ontology annotation, cellular component: Golgi apparatus; cytoplasm; cytosol. The record is from RefSeq and is a predicted model, not a curated record. Lineage: Eukaryota; Metazoa; Chordata; Aves; Coliiformes; Coliidae. Gene Ontology annotation, biological process: positive regulation of receptor-mediated endocytosis; microtubule anchoring at microtubule organizing center; filopodium assembly. Gene Ontology annotation, molecular function: zinc ion binding; dynein intermediate chain binding; dynactin binding.
GCGCGGCGGAGCGGAGCGGAGCGGCAGUGGCAGUGCCGGCGCCGGCGGGGCUAUGGCUGCGGAGGAGGUGCUGCAGGGCGCGGACCAUUACAAGAGCGAGAUCGAGCGGCUGACCCGGGAGCUCUCCGAGACGACCCACGAGAAGAUCCAGGCGGCGGAGUAUGGGCUGGUGGUGCUGGAGGAAAAGCUCACCCUCAAGCAGCAGUAUGAUGAGCUGGAGGCGGAGUAUGACGGCCUCAAGCAGGAGCUGGAGCAGCUGAAGGAGGCAUUUGGACAGUCUUUCUCAAUUCACCGCAAAGUGGCUGAAGAUGGUGAGACCCGUGAAGAAACUCUUCUCCAGGAGUCUGCAUCGAAAGAAGCUUAUUACCUUGGGAAGAUUUUGGAAAUGCAGAACGAGCUGAAGCAGAGCAGGGCAGUGGUCACCAAUGUUCAAGCAGAGAAUGAGAGACUUACUGCUGUUGUCCAAGACCUGAAAGAGAAUAACGAAAUGGUGGAACUACAGAGGAUACGAAUGAAAGAUGAAAUUCGAGAGUACAAGUUUCGAGAGGCGAGACUCCUACAGGACUACACUGAACUUGAAGAGGAGAACAUCACUUUGCAGAAACUGGUGUCCACACUGAAACAGAAUCAAGUUGAAUAUGAAGGCUUAAAGCAUGAGAUUAAACGAUUUGAGGAGGAGACAGUGUUGCUUAAUAGUCAGCUAGAAGAUGCCAUCCGACUGAAGGAGAUUGCUGAGCAUCAGCUGGAGGAAGCCCUGGAAACUUUAAAAAAUGAAAGGGAGCAAAAGAACAAUUUGAGGAAGGAACUCUCCCAGUAUAUCAACCUCAAUGAUAGUAUGUAUAAUAACCAUAUUAAUAUAUCAGUAGAUGGAUUGAAGUUUGCAGAGGAUGGGGGCGAGCCUAACAAUGAUGACAAAAUGAACGGACAUAUCCAUGGUCCUCUUGUGAAACUCAACGGUGACUACCGAACUCCCACGGGUAGGAAAGGAGAAUCUCUGCACCCUGUCUCUGACCUCUUCAGUGAACUCAACAUAUCAGAAAUACAGAAACUGAAGCAACAACUCAUGCAGGUGGAGAGAGAGAAGGCCAUUCUCCUGGCCAAUCUACAGGAGUCUCAGACGCAGCUGGAGCACACCAAGGGAGCCCUGACUGAGCAACAUGAGCGAGUCCACAGGCUCACAGAGCAUGUCAACGCCAUGAGGGGGCUGCAGAGCAACAAAGAGCUGAAAGCUGAGCUUGACGGCGAGAAGGGCCGAGACCCGGGUGAGGAAGCACAUGACUAUGAAGUGGAUAUCAAUGGCUUGGAGAUCCUAGAAUGCAAAUACAAAGUAGCUGUUACUGAGGUGAUAGACCUUAAAGCAGAAAUCAAAGCCUUAAAGGAGAAGUAUAAUAAGUAUGUGGAAAACUACACUGAAGAGAAGGCCAAGUAUGAGAGCAGAAUCCAGACGUAUGACGAGCAGGUGACAAACCUGGAGAAGUCGACCAAGGAAAGCCAGGAAAAAAUGGUCCACAUGGAAAAGGAAUUACAAAGAAUGACAAGCAUAGCAAAUGAAAACCAUAAUACCCUCAACACCGCCCAGGAUGAGCUGGUGACGUUUAGCGAGGAGCUGGCUCAGCUAUACCAUCACGUCUGCCUGUGCAACAAUGAGACACCAAACAGGGUCAUGUUGGACUAUUAUAGGCAAAGCAGAGUCACCCGCAGCGGGAGCCUGAAAGGACCAGAUGACCCUCGCGGUCUUCUUUCCCCGCGCCUUGCUAGGAGGGGGGUGGCGUCACCCGUAGAAGCCAGAACCCCAACUGAGCAGGUGACAAAAGAGGCCACGGAGCCCGGCAAGGAACAGAGCCCAACCAAAACACCUACCAUUUCUCCUGUCAUCACAGCCCCUCCUUCCUCCCCCGUCUCUGAUACCAGUGACAUCCGCAAAGAGCCGAUGAACAUCUACAACCUCAAUGCCAUCAUAAGGGACCAAAUCAAGCACUUGCAGAAGGCUGUCGAUCGGUCGCUGCAGCUGUCCCGCCAGCGUGCUGCAGCUCGGGAGCUGGCGCCCAUGAUCGAUAAAGACAAGGAGGCCUUAAUGGAAGAGAUACUGAAGCUGAAAUCACUUUUGAGUACAAAGCGGGAGCAGAUUGCAACUCUGAGGGCAGUGCUGAAAGCCAACAAGCAGACAGCUGAAGUGGCACUAGCUAAUUUGAAGAAUAAAUAUGAAAAUGAAAAAGCAAUGGUGACUGAAACCAUGACAAAAUUACGGAAUGAAUUAAAGGCUUUGAAAGAAGACGCAGCAACCUUCUCAUCCUUGAGAGCAAUGUUUGCAACCAGGUGUGAUGAGUAUGUCACGCAGCUGGAUGAGAUGCAGAGGCAGCUAGCAGCUGCAGAGGAUGAGAAGAAGACCCUAAACUCUCUGUUGCGCAUGGCUAUCCAGCAAAAACUUGCCCUUACCCAGCGACUGGAGGAUUUAGAGUUCGACCAUGAGCAGUCCCGACGCAGCAAAGGCAAGCUGGGAAAGAGCAAGAUCGGCAGCCCUAAAGUAAGUGAGGAGGCAUCAGCCACCGUGCCAAGCAUAGACACUUUCCUCCUGCAUAGUCAGGGCCCACAGCAACCAAACUUACUGGUCAGCAGUGGCACUCAGAGGAAAAGACUAUUCUCACCUUCCCUUUGUGAUCAGAGCCAUCCCAGGACUUCAGGGACCUAUCUCCAGAAAUUAUUAAGAGCUCCCCCUCAUCCCACCUCCACAGAAUCAUAUCUUCUGAGGGGCCCCCCUUCCAUGAGUGAAUUCAUCCAUGGGCACCGUCUCAGCAAGGAAAAAAGGUUAACCGUGGCCAUACCAGUCCUAAUGCUCUUCCAGAAGAGCAGCCACAUUCCAGCUCUCAGUGUGCCCCUCUCAACUGUCUCUCUAAGCCUCCUCCUCACCCCUAAUCUUCAUAUGCAACGUAAGAGAAAAUGCAAACAGAAUGGAGUUCAUGCAACAAAGGUUGGGGUUGUUCCCAGUAAGCGGGUAGACAAUUCUGCUUUGUUGCUGCAUUGACAAGUCUGGAUUCAUAUCCCCUGCUCUGGUGACUGAGGGAAGGUUGAGAAGAAGAACACAAAGCACAGAGCCCAACCUAUCAAGAAGACUUUUUAUGGUUCCUCUGAUUGUAAUCAAACUUUGCUAUCACAACUAAAGUGUAGUGAAAUUUAACAUCUCGACAGAAAUGUUCCUCCCAGCUGCUUGGCUUUACCUCUGAAAUAAUGAGAGACUUAAGCCAAUAUUAACAAAAAAAAAAGUAUGUUAACAAAAAUUUUACCCUCACAUCCUCCAGGUUCGGCCAUAGGAGCCAGUUCAAAUUUCCUUUUGUCAUCAAGGGUGUUGAUAUUUAUUUCUUUCUUUUUAACAGAGUUUUGUGUUUAUAAAAUACAACCUCUUCUCUUUCUUUUUUUUUUUUUUUUAAGAUUGUAUUUAAUUCAGUUUAUUUUGUAAGACCAAGGAGAAAUAGCUUAAGUGAAGAAUGACUGUGUUAAUAUUAAAAAGAGGCGUGUUGCAUUGGCCUGCAUAUGGCCAAUUUUUAUUGCACAAAAAUGUUGGAAAUGGAUUGAAUUGGAAUGUUAACAAGAACUGUAUAUUUUGCUGCUGCACUGAUAUUUUUUAUGCAGUUGGGUUGUUUUUAAUUCCUAUUACUAGCUUCUGGUUUUGUUCUAGCUCUUCACUGAGAGAUAAUUAUUGAGCCUAAGAAGGAGAUGAAAGGAUGAUGUAUUGAUUUGUUUUCAGAUGUUUGCUUGCAUUGUAUUUACAUUCUUGCAUUUCAGACAAGCAGAUGAAUUGGUGCUGUUUUAUUGGGGUUACUUUCUAUUUGGUAUCUGAGAAAGAAAAUCUAAACCAAGUAGACUGCUGUGUGCUAAUUAAAAACAUUCUUUCCUCCCACUCUCAUAUUCAGGAUACUAGCUCAAGGCCUUACCGUGAAGGCUGGUAUGAAUGGUGAAGUCGUAUGCAUUUCUUGUGAAGUAUUCUGUGGUGAAAGAACUCACGCAAGUAAGGGUUAAUGGUGUGGAUCAAAGUUAGUAGGACUACUGUAGUGCAUUUUUUCCUUGCCAAAAAUCAACAGACACAGAACCUUAGCUCAUGUCAGUUUAUGACAAAUACUCAGGUGAUCUACACUACGCAGACUCUAUCGCAACAGUGCACAGUUGCUAGUUAAAGAUUCUUUCCUGUAAAAGCUAGGUCAGUCUAGGUUUCUUUCUUAAAAAGUAGUGAGUUUCAGAACAAAAUCGAGAAUAGAGGAAUUUAUUUUGCACAGUACCUGACAGCAAGGCAAGUGGCUAAGUAGGUGGUCAAGGCUUAGCACCUAUGGGCUUCCUGGCUGGUCAUCAGCUAGCAAAAAAGUCUGCAGUACUGCCUACCUGCCUACUUGUUGGUAACUAGCAGACUCCUUGCUUUGUCAGGUGGCCUUAAUUUAUUUAUGAAAGAAAGGCUUAGAUAUUUCCACAUGUCUUUUUCCUUCUCAGCAGCAUAUCUAAGACCUACAAGUGGGAAUCACAGUACAGUCUAAGGUACAGAGCAGCCAGGGGUUAAAAAAAAAAGGUUGCUGUAGGUGCGGUUGGAAUAAUUCUUUCCUAUUCUGCCUGAAUCUGAGAAAAUGAAGCUGUCUUCAGUUAGUAACAGUACUUACCAAAUGCUACGAUACAACAAAACAUCAGCAGAGGAAAGAAUCGGUGACCACUCAGUGUGCCUAACAAAUCAUUAUUACCAUAGUACCAGUAAUGAAGGUGCUGUAAAUAGAAAUACUCUAUGUCAUCAACAACGUAUGUCGUGUAACCUUGGCAAAGCAGCUGAGCUACUGUAACAAAACAUUCAGAGUCAGAGGUGAGGGAAAACAGGAACAAACUAACAUCCAGUUCUGAUCAGAUCAAACAGACAACAUGGCAAUGUUUCGACUUCGGUUUCCAUGUGGUUUGCAUGGUUCUUCUUGUAAACAUUGAUAUUGCUAUUCAGUACCGUACUUAACCUAUGUGUUGUCUUGCCAUAGAAAAGUCAAGUGGAACCUUGUUCAGCUCUCUCAUUAUGUCUGACACUAGGAUUAGAUGCUGUUUUGAUUUUUAUUUUUAGUAAAAUAACAAUUUGUCUGAGGCAAACGCUGCCUUGAAAAAGCGUCUCAGAAUUCCUGACCUUGUCAGACUGGUGUAUGAGUAUCUUAGAGAGGCCACAUCCGUGUCCAACAAAGAUAGCUGCUGUAUACAUUUAAAAAGUAAAAGAAUUUGCAUUGCACUUUGAAUACAACUACUGCAGGCUACACUUGGAAUAGUUUUUCCUAUUUUCAUAUCCAAAUAAAAUGCAUUUUCCCACAAUUUAAGUUAAACAGAAAUUCAGAGAAAUUUCUUUUCUAUACAGAUAGGAAUUUAUUGGGAAAAAAUGUUGUAUCAGAACACUUGUUUAGAAAUGUGUUUGUUUGCAGUUGUGAUUUGCAGAGCAACUUUGGGAAUCUGAAACAUUGUACUGGUAUGUCCACAUGGAUUAAGUGUUAUGAAACAGCAUCCAAGGGUAUAGAAAUUGUGGCUCCAUUUUAUAGAAAUAAAUGGGUUUAUUAAAUUUUUUAUUCUCUUAAGCUUUAAAUUCUUAAUUUCUAAGUUUUCAAUUUACAUUUUUUAAUAUGUAAUAAAACAUAAGUGUUGGAAAUGUAAGACAACUAGAAACAAACCAACUUAAAUGUACAAAUGGCUGUAGUUAUUGCAUUGUAAGUUACAAAACUGUGUAGGUCCUUGGGACAACUUUUGUCAGUUAACCAGUACAAAAUAAAAUAUAUAUCUUGAACAUGAGAUGAUAAACUCUCCUUUAUUAUAUAGAGUCUAGAAAGAUACAUGUUUGUGAGAGAUUUUGUAGGAAAUAUUUACAUGCAGACAAAACCAGAAACAAAAGUCUGUUUUUUUAACAGUCCAAAAAUAUUAUGUUUUGCCCAUUUAAAAUUCAUUUCUGUAUUGAUAUAUAUUCUGAUUUUUAAAAUAAUAGAUUAAAAAGUGAUACAUACAUUUUAUAAUGGUUGAGUAUACUCAGAAAGGCUGAAAUGCAUCUUACAUAGGAAAUUUCACUCUGAGUUUCAUAUCUGAAAUGCAGCUUUUCUUCCCUUUGAUGACCUUGAAUUUUUUUUUGAUUUGGAAUAGCCUGUUCAGUUCUAGCACAUUUUGGUUUGGGUUUUAUUUUCCGAUGUAGUGAAAAAAAUAUUCCUUGUUCAGUUGAUAAGAUCCAUUUCUGGAAAUGCAGUUUAUAGGAAAUAUGUGAAAAAAUAGAAAAGAAAAAAAAAAUUGAAUAUACGGGGAGAAAAAUAUGAAUAAAUACAUUGCACAAUGUAAUAGUAUCAAAAAUAUAUUUUCUAUCAGUCAGAAGGCAAAUGGAGGUUUUACAGAAGAAAUAGUACAAUUUUUCAUGCUAAUGGCAUAGAAGUUUCUGUCUUCUAGAUGGAGGCAAUAGUGAUAUUCUCUCUGAUUGAUCCAAUUGAGAGGUUGGCAUCUCUGAGCUUUCUCCAUCCACAUUUUUCACAGUAGCUUGAUGUAACCAUAACUAUACAGUAGAGGUCAUAGAAUUAAACUGUAAUUAAAGUAAUGCUGCAAGUUUUAAUGCCAAGAUGACUUUUAUUUUUUAUUUAAAAGAAUUGUGAACUUGUUUAAACCAUUUGCCAUGUUUAAGAAAGGAGAUUUUGUUAAGAAAUACAACCUUACUUGUGAAAUGUGACCUCACCUAUGAAAGCUGCCCAUAAUUAUGUUGCAAAUGUGUUAAGUAAGCUGUUAGGAAAAAAUAACCCAGUCUUCACCAUACUGGGAACAGCAUCCAUGACUCUAGGCCCUUAUUUUGAUACCAACCUUAUUGUUCAGCAUGAAAUGCCAAGAUCAGUAGUUGUGCUUCCAAUUCCACUAUAGCUGCAUUAAUCAUCAUCAUAACGCAUAGAUUUUAUCAGCCCUUCUGAGGUCUGUUCCUUUAUUUGGAGGAAGAUGCACAUCCACUGAGAUUGUAUUAAAUUUCUUUCUUUUGUACUUUGGAAAUCUUCAUUUGAGAACGGCAGGCACUGAUAUUUUACCUUUGAAGUAUGAGAAUUGCUAUAGUUACCUCUUUAAAAAUUCCAGUCCUCAGUUUUCUUUAGCUUUCCUCUGUGGUGUUUGCAGUGAGUCUGAAAGGGAUAUACAAUGUUCAGACUUUUUUUAACCAUUAAGAGGGUUUUUUUUAAAUAUAAUUAAGCAUCUUUUGGAAAAGAAACAAAAAAAAUUGCCUUUCACCUUCAGGCACAAACACAUCUAAAUAUACAGUAUAAAAUCAUGAGAUUCUUAACAUCAUGUAGCUUUUUCAUAUCCAUAAUUAAGCCAGGAAAUUCUUAUUUCUUGUGCAAUCUGCAUAUUCCUCCUGUUAGAAAGACGACUAUCACAGAGAGUCUGUAUCUUUCAUUUGGAGCAUGGCUUAAUUCCUUAUUGGAUUUUAAUCUGUUUCCUAUGCAGUUCUUGAAAAUCCCCUUCAUGAAAUUUAAUGGUACCAAGUGACAAACUGAUGGAAGGUAAAGACAAAAUCCUGUAUUCCAUGACUGGACGUAAUGUGAAGGCAGACUCUGGGUGAUAGAGCCUUGUGUUUAAAAAAUGCUUUUCGACAAAGCUUUGUAUUUAUUUUGAUUAGCAUUAUUUGCUGUAAAAGAAAGGGUAGAGAAGAGUGUAUGUUCUUUUCUCAGCAUUACUAAUCUGAGUUACACAGUUUUUAUUGAGUAUAUGGUUAUUGGAUUUUAAAAAUAUUUUUGAAAUUGGUAAACACAAGUGAUUGAUAAAAGUUUCUAGUAGACUGACUUGCCAGCUGAGUUGUUAUUCUGUCAGGUAAGAAGAAGAAAUAGAAGUAAUCUAGCUUUUUUUUUCCCUACUGUUCACAGAUUUGCUAUGUGUGCUAUGCCAAGUGAAUAAAUUACAUCUGUUUUUAUUAGUUAUUGCCCUAUUGAUUUUCAGCCCUGUGGUUUGACUGUUAAAGGGUUAAUUAACUUGAUCCUUUGUAAACAAUUAAAAAAAAAGAAAACUGACAUUUUGUGACUUUUGUAAUCUAUUGAAUGUUUCCAUUUGCAUGAUAUUCUGUAUCUAACAAACCAUACAGAUUGCUGUGUUCUUUUCAGAAGAGUUUUAACAUUGGUGGAGUUUGUGACAAAUUCAGAUUUGUAUACUGUAUGUUUACUGCUGUAAUAACUCAGCUACUCCUAUGUUGAAUUGACAUUAUGUUGUCCUGCCUUCUUGAGGUUAAAUGAUGGAGUGUUUCUAGGUGGUGAAGGAUAUAAAAGUAUAUAUGUUUCUUUACUAAAGACUGAAUAUUGGAAACUCUUCUUGUUGCUACUUUAUGCUAAAAGCAAAAAAAGUUGAACAAUUCAUGUUUCCAAAAAUGCAUCAUUUGUUUCUAAAAUUGAAGUAAUUCCCAUGUUAACUCUUCCUUGUCCUUGUAGACAAUCCUAGAUUAACUGCCUCGUGAGGGAUUCAUAAAGUCUGUGCUUGUAUAUGUGUAAUAUGAUCAUGCAGUCAAAUGGUUGGGAAAAAACACUCUAGUGCUGAAGAAAAUAAUUAAAAGAAGCCAAUAUACUGAUUCUUACAUCUUUCUGUUCCAAUGACAAUUACAGUGUAAUACAUAACUGUUCCAGUGAAUAAACUGGCCAUUUUUGUUCAUUUAA